Molecule: messenger RNA, 1273 nt
Organism: Hordeum vulgare subsp. vulgare (domesticated barley)
Lineage: Eukaryota; Viridiplantae; Streptophyta; Magnoliopsida; Poales; Poaceae
Product: E3 ubiquitin-protein ligase APD2-like
Exons: 9
Coding region: 74-1231 (385 amino acids)
Source: RefSeq, a predicted model, not a curated record
UCACCAAUGGCCUCACCCUCAUGCCGUUCUAGGAGUUCACCACUCACACGCUUCCUCUCCUCCCGGCCAAGCCAUGGCGGCGGCAGCGAUGUCCUGCUUCGUCGUCAUCCUCGCUCUCUGCCUUCUCGUGUCCAUGGCGCUGAUGGCGGGGCACUACUACGGCCAGGCGGAGCUGGUCGCCGGGCCUGGCUGCUCGCGGCUCGUGCGGGCGAACUCACUCUUCGUGCAGGACAUCACGGUGAGGACGGUGGAGGAAGAAGGGCCGGGAGCGAACGGGAUCGUGCUCUACGGGCUCGCCGAGAUACCGGGCCUGGACGACGUGCCCGCCGUCUGGUCGGAGGCUCGCCGCGUCGUCGUGCCGGCCAGCUCUCACAAGGAAUGGGUCUAUUUCCUAAACAGAGGGAGUCGGAUCGAGGUCAACUACAGCGUCGAGCCUGGCGCUGGACUGGUUAAUCCACUCCGCAUCACCAUUGCUCAUGCCACAGGUAAGGAAGACGUUAUGCAGUGGUCAGAGGAGCCAUCAGCACAUGACACGACACUAUCACGGCGCUUGGUGCACGCAACCGGAACAGUUAAUCAGAGCAUCGGUUCCUCUAACGACUACUGCAUUGCCGUCGGCAACCUAGGCGACCAAGACACGACGGUGGCGCUGGAUUUCAGGAUCAGCGCCGUGCUGUACAACACCAGCGGAGCAGACUACGCGUGCUCGCCGUUGCCGGGCGGCUCCGGCUGCACGUACCGGCUGCCGAUCCUGGGGGAGAACGUGGCCGUCCUGUCGUCCGGCCUGAAAGAGGGCGUGAAGGUGGAGCUGUCGUACGGGCCGCGCUGGAUCGUCUACUUUGUCGGCUCAGCCAUCCUGGCGGUGGCGCUGCUGCUGCUGUACGAGGUGCUGAGCGUGCUGCUCGGGUUCUGUUGCGCCGUCGUCGCUGACCAGAGGACGACGAUGACGACGACGACGACCUCGCUGCUGGAGAGCAAGGAGGAGGAGGAGGGCGGGAGCCUGGGCUCGUCCUACGACUCCGUCUCCUCCCACGACGGCGACGCGGGCGACGAGGAGGAGGGGCGGCGGCUGUGCGUGGUGUGCUGCGACGCCCGGAGGGACUGCUUCUUCAUGCCCUGCGGCCACUCCGCCACCUGCCACGACUGCGGCACCAAGAUUGUUGAGGGGGAUGGUAGCUGCCCGUUCUGCCGGAGGAAGCUGAAGAAGGUGAGGAGAAUCUUCUGCGUAUGAGCUAGACGGUGGCCGGCUCGUGGCAAGUUUCCCCCUCCAACU